AUGGAGCAGCUGCCGCGAAGGGGCACGGGGCAGUACCCUACGGCCACGGCCUUGUUUGGGGGAACUCCGGGAGACGGGGCGCACGUUGUGCAGAAGUCGCUGUGGUUCCAGGGAUGGGCCACUGGAUCUGGACCCCUUGAUUCCCGGAGAGACCUACCGGACAUCCAGCAUUAUUUUACGGUUAGUUUCAGCCAUGACAGUCAGAAGACCCUGGAGCUGCGGACAGAGGAUGCCAAGGACUGCGACGAAUGGGUCGCGGCCAUCACGCACGCCAGUUAUAGGACUCUUGCUACAGAGCAUGAAGCUUUAAUGCAGAAGUACCUCCAUUUACUUCAGAUUGUGGAAACCGAGAAAACGGUUGCCAAGCAACUAAGACAACAGAUUGAAGAUGGGGAAAUCGAGAUUGAGCGUCUGAAAUCGGAGAUUGCCUCCUUGCUGAAAGAUAACGAGCGCAUCCAGUCCGCUCAGAGCAGCGCGCCGAAUGACGACGACAGCGACAUCAAGAAAAUUUCGCAGGUGCAGAGCUUCCUGCGGGGCUGGCUGUGCAGGCGGAAGGGGAAGACCAUCAUUCAGGACUACAUCCGGUCCCCGCACGCCGCCAGCAUGAGGAAGAGGAACCAGGCGGUCUUCAGCAUGCUGGAGGCCGAGGCUGAGUACGUGCAGCAGCUGCACAUCCUGGUCAACAACUUCCUGCGCCCGCUGAGGAUGGCGGCGAGCUCCAAGAAACCGCCCAUCACCCACGACGACGUCAGCAGCAUCUUCCUCAACAGUGAAACCAUCAUGUUUUUGCACCAGAUCUUUUACCAAGGCCUGAAAGCCCGGAUCUCGAGCUGGCCGACGCUGGUGCUGGCCGAUUUGUUCGACAUCCUGCUGCCCAUGCUGAACAUCUACCAGGAGUUUGUGAGGAACCACCAGUACAGCCUGCAGAUCCUGGCCCACUGCAAGCAGAACCGCGACUUCGACAAGCUGCUCAAGCACUACGAGGCCAAGCCGGACUGCGAGGAGAGGACGCUGGAGACCUUCCUGACCUACCCCAUGUUCCAGAUUCCCAGGUACAUUCUGACGCUGCACGAGCUGCUGGCGCACACGCCCCACGAGCACGUGGAGAGGAACAGCCUGGACUACGCCAAGUCCAAGCUAGAAGAGCUGUCCAGGAUCAUGCACGACGAAGUGAGCGAGACGGAAAACAUUCGGAAGAAUCUGGCGAUAGAAAGGAUGAUUAUCGAAGGGUGUGAAAUUCUCCUGGACACCAGCCAGACGUUCGUCAGACAAGGCUCCCUCAUCCAAGUGCCGAUGUCGGAGAAAGGGAAGAUCACCAGAGGGCGGCUGGGCUCCCUCUCCUUGAAGAAAGAGGGCGAGAGACAAUGCUUCCUCUUCUCCAAGCACUUAAUUAUCUGCACAAGAGGCUCCGGGGGGAAAUUACACUUAACCAAGAACGGCGUCAUCUCCCUCAUUGACUGCACCUUGAUGGAGGAGCAGGAGAGCACCGACGAGGACACAAAGGCAUCCGGGCAAGACAUAGACCAUCUCGACUUCAAAAUUGUUGUGGAACCAAAAGAUUCUCCCUCCUUCACUGUCAUCCUGGUGGCAUCGUCCAGGCAAGAAAAGGCUGCGUGGACCAGUGACAUCAGUCAGUGCGUAGACAAUAUCCGCUGCAACGGCCUCAUGAUGAACGCAUUCGAGGAGAACUCCAAGGUCACCGUUCCCCAGAUGAUCAAGUCUCUGGAGCUCUUGUUUGCCAGCAGCCAGAACACCAAACUGCUGUACGGCGAGCCGCCCAAAUCCCCGCGGGCAAACCGGAAAUUCUCCUCCCCGCCCCCGCUCUCCAUCACCAAGUCGUCCUCGCCGAGCCGGAGGCGGAAGCUGUCCCUGAACAUCCCCAUCAUCACGGGGGGCAAAGCCCUGGACCUGGCCUCGCUGAGCUGCUCCUCCAACGGCUACCUGUCCGUGUCCAGCACCUCCCCCAACAAAAUCCCCGACGAAGGGGAAGCUGCGGCCGAGAGAGCAGAGGAGACGCCGCCGGGCAAGCCAGGUUCCGAGGUAUCCGUGCGGGAGGAGUCGGACACGGACCCAAACCAGAGCGAUGAAGCCGAAACGGAGACCUCCCCAACGAAAUCGCCAACCACUCCCAAAGCCGUCAAGUGCAAAAACUCCUCAGAGUUCCCCUUGUUCUCUUACAACAACGGGGUCGUUAUGACGUCUUGCCGGGAGCUCGACAACAACCGCAGCGCCCUGUCCGCUGCCUCCGCCUUCGCCAUAGCGACCGCCGGCGCCAACGAAGGCACCCCGACCAAGGAGAAGUACAGGCGGAUGUCCCUGGCGAGCGCAGGCUUCCCCCCGGACCAGCGGAACGGGGACAAGGAGUUCGUGAUCCGGAGAGCUGCCACCAACCGAGUUCUCAACGUGCUGCGCCACUGGGUCUCCAAGCACUCGCAGGACUUCGAAACCAACGACGAGCUCAAGUGCAAAGUGAUCAGCUUCCUGGAAGAAGUGAUGCACGAUCCGGAGCUCCUGACCCAGGAGAGAAAAGCCGCAGCCAAUAUCAUAAGGACUUUGACUCAGGAAGAUCCAGGAGACAAUCAGAUAACACUGGAGGAGGUCAUACAGAUGGCAGAGGGAGUCAAAGCAGAACCCUUUGAAAAUCACUCGGCUUUGGAAAUAGCAGAGCAGCUGACGUUGCUGGAUCACCUGGUCUUUAAGAAGAUCCCAUACGAGGAGUUUUUCGGGCAGGGCUGGAUGAAGCUGGAGAAGAACGAGAGGACGCCGUACAUUAUGAAGAACACGAAACACUUCAAUGAUAUCAGUAACUUGAUCGCCUCCGAAAUCCUCCGCAACGAGGAUGUCACGGCCCGGGUGAGCGCCAUUGAGAAGUGGGUGGCCGUGGCGGAUAUCUGCCGGUGUCUGCACAACUACAACGCUGUCCUGGAGAUCACCUCCUCCCUGAACCGCAGCGCCAUCUUCCGCCUCAAGAAAACCUGGCUCAAAGUGUCCAAGCAGACGAAAGCUCUGAUCGACAAGCUCCAGCGGCUGGGGGCCUCCGAGGGCAGGUUCAAGAAUCUCCGCGAAGCUCUAAAAAAUUGCGACCCGCCCUGCGUUCCUUACCUGGGGAUGUAUCUGACCGACCUGGCCUUCAUAGAGGAGGGAACUCCAAAUUACACCGAGGACGGCUUGGUGAACUUCUCCAAAAUGAGAAUGAUUUCCCACAUCAUUAGAGAGAUCCGCCAGUUUCAGCAAACGUCCUACAAGAUCGAACACCAAGCCAAGGUGACACAGUAUUUGCUGGACCAGUCCUUUGUGAUGGACGAAGAAAGUCUUUACGAGUCUUCUCUACGAAUAGAACCUAAGCUGCCCACCUGAACGCGCGGCGGGGUCAGCGGCUCGCCUGUACACAGCCUAUAUCAUAUUGUACAUAUCGGUUUGUUUCUGUUGGGCUCCCUAGAGUGACUUCUCGCUUGUGCUUCUCAAUGAAAACAAAACGUCCUCUUGCUCUUCACACACAGUAGAACUCGGCUACAACGUCCUGCAUUGGUUAAGGCGUCCUGCAUAAAGCGUUUUGUUUCUAGCCGUCCCGCUUUAUUUGAAACGCUGUUAUUUUUGUCAUUUGUUCCUCUCGGGGGUGGGGAGAGCGGGGGUAGCAGGAGAACACCAGAGCAAAUACACAACGCAUCACAGGCAGAGAGCUAGUCACCUUUCCCUCCCGCCCUAGACACAGCCGCUGUGUCGGACGCACUGCCAGGGCACUCACCAGCAUGGUCACGGCAUGAUUGUCACUGGACCACACUCACUUUGGAGUCAUAAGAACAUAAGAACGGCCGUACUGGGUCAGACCAAAGGUCCAUCUAGCCCAGUAGCCUGUCUGCCGACAGUGGCCAGCACCAGGUGCCCCAGA
Messenger RNA from Pelodiscus sinensis (Chinese soft-shelled turtle), 3889 nucleotides. The record is from RefSeq and is a predicted model, not a curated record. Lineage: Eukaryota; Metazoa; Chordata; Testudines; Trionychidae.